This is a messenger RNA of Meloidogyne enterolobii, 1949 nucleotides long. The record is from the annotation of a GenBank genome assembly. Lineage: Eukaryota; Metazoa; Nematoda; Chromadorea; Rhabditida; Meloidogynidae.
CGUGUAUGCCCAGACACUUACGGAUCGUUUGCUGCCCUAAGAACUGUUUCUAUUCAAAAGCUGCCUUAAAGCAAGCUACUGCCCCGGGAGCAGUGUUGAUAUCUAGAGCUGCCUCAAAGCUAGCAGUGUUCCUGAGGCUUCCACAACCUCGGAAACAGUGUUCCUGCCUCACGGAGUGUUGCUGCCCGAGAGCAAAAUAUCAACGGCGGAUUAAUCAAGAGCAAUAUACUAGGAACGGUCGGACCAAAAUUUGUACCUUGCACGAGAAAAAUAGUGUACGGACGAAAUACAAGCAAAAGCAACUUUCCCAUACUGCUUUAAAACCUGACUUGAUGUUGUCGCUUCAACAUAAUUUUUAUCAUGUUGCUCGACAAAUCAACAUCGAAUUUGCUUCACUUAUUAAUGGAACUUUAACAUUAGCUAAACUUGAACAAUUAAACAAGAAUUGUUCAAAUUCAAUUUUUGAACGUAAUUCCCAAAAACAUUCAAAAAUUAUUCAAAUGGUUGAUGUUUUGAAUAAAUUUGUAGAUAAAAUUAAAACAAUUUUUCUAAUGAAUUUUAAUUAUUAUAAUCUUUUUGAUAUUAUUGCGGGAAGAAGUGAUUUACCAGCUCUAGUCGAAGGCGACCCUUUACAUCUUUCACUUUUUGAGUCGACAGAUUAUGCUGAAAAUUGGAUUCAACUUCAAAAUUUCACCACCAACGAAGGACUAAUCUCCCAUUUAAAUGCUAUCAAUGAUCAACGCUCUACUUUACUUCAUGCACUUCGUUCGGCCAAUUCAAAAAGACCGCUUAAAGAGACUUGUGUUUGUGCUAAAAAUUGUGGUGAUUCUCCAUCAAAAUCCAAAAAAUCUUCGGAUGGAUUGCAAAAUGAAACGAUAAAUUGUUUUGUUUGUAAUGCUCGAUUUCAUGCUUCAUGUAUUCAAUGGGACCUUUUCUUCGAACGUUUACCAGCUGGAAUUUAUUUAUGUCAACGUUGUCUACGCAGCCGACGUCCAUGUAUUGAAGAGGUUGAAGCUGCUUGUUCUUUACCCUAUUUGCCUGAUAACAGUCUUGAAAAGAUGCUCGUCAAAAAUUUAAUUGAUCACAGCACUAGAAUUUUCCAGAAUCUUCAUAAUCAACUCCAUUUUAUACCUAAAGGUGUUGAUUUGUCUACAAUAGAAGAUGAAACAAAAAAUAAAUUAAUUGAUUCACUUAUCAUGGCUCUUUCAACAGAAGUUGUCGAUGUACAAAUUUAUCAAAUGCUUUGUGCUUCUGCUUUUUUUGAUAUUUUUCCGAUUGAACAAAACAAUGUUGUUAUAUUACAAAAAAUUAAGGAAAGAGUUCCAAAUUCAAAUCCUCGUCCAGUUCUCUUCUCUCUGUUUAAAUCUCCAAUAUUAAUUGAACAUUCAUCUCGUCAAAAUUCGAAUAAUCGACGCAUUUCUGGCAUAAAACGACGUAGUACAAAUUCAACAACAACACCAAAAGGAAAUCGAAGAAGUUCAGGAAAAGCUUCGAGAGGAGGGAGAACUUCUUCAAAUUCUCGUCAAAAUGUAUUCAAAGGCGAAGAAGAUUUUUUAGAUGCCGACUUUAAUGGAGGAAUGAAAAAUGAAGAAGAGGAUGAGGAAACUUCAAGUAAUUAUGAUGAAUCAGGAUCGAUUAAAAGAGUUUUUAAAGAUCAUCAUUUGGAAAGAUGUGCUGCUGAUUUAUGUUUAAAUCCUUAUAGUGAAUAUACACGUUGGAUUCAAUGUGAAGCUGGUUGCGCUCGAUGGUAUCACUUUUGUUGUGUUGGCAUUUCAGUACGUGGAGCUCAACUAAUUUCUUCAUAUUGUUGUCUAAAAUGCUCCUCUUCUUCUUCAACAGCAACAACAACAUCAUCAUCAUCAACCUCAUUUUGUAAUAAAAUUGUAAAUAUUGAUGUUGAAAUUGAAAAACAACCACAACAACCAUCAACAUUAUCUGCAGAGCAAUAA